Talaromyces amestolkiae is the source of this 1566-nucleotide messenger RNA. RefSeq lists its product as uncharacterized. Bases 1 to 1566 code for a protein of 521 amino acids. Gene Ontology annotation, cellular component: membrane. Gene Ontology annotation, molecular function: transmembrane transporter activity. NCBI's taxonomy places the organism in Eukaryota, Fungi, Ascomycota, Eurotiomycetes, Eurotiales, Trichocomaceae. The transcript has 5 exons. Gene Ontology annotation, biological process: amino acid transport; transmembrane transport. The record is from RefSeq and is a predicted model, not a curated record.
AUGUCGGCUGAAACAACGCACAAGAAGUUUGAAGCGGAGGAGUCUCCGGUCGACGACAAAUCUGUCGGGGAUGUUGUCAAUGCCUCUGGCCACAAGCAAGAACUUCAACGCAACUUUGGUCUCUUGAGUAUUUGCGCUAUUGCAGUGACCACGGGUAAUACCUGGAUUGCUCAAGGCGGUAGUGUUACUGUCAACAUCGCCAAUGGAGGACCUGCCGGUAUCAUCUACGAGUUUAUUGCGGUCUCCAUAUGUUAUUGGCUAGUAGCUGCUUCAAUCGCCGAACUGGCAUCUGCUAUGCCCUCAGCAAGCGGAGUUUAUCAUUGGGCAUCCGUGACUGCAGGAAAGUAUGGCCGCCCCUGCGGGUGGUUCGCUGGCUGGUGGAAUACGCUUGCCUGGAUCUUCGGAGCAGCAUCCAUGUCCUCCAUUCUCGGAAAUCAGACAGUCUCGAUGUACGCCUUGUUUCACCCUGAUUUUGAGCCUAAAGCAUGGCACGUCUUUGUCAGCAUGCUCCUCUGCACUUGGAUCUGCUGCUUGACUGUUCUAUUCGCAAACAAGGUUCUUCCUCAGAUUGGCAACCUCGGCAUGAUUCUCAUUCUUGGUGGUGUCUUUAUCACCAUUGUUGUCUGUGCUGUGAUGCCACAUGUCAAUGGAGUGGGUUAUGCUUCGAAUGAGUUUGUGUGGCGUAGCUGGACAAGCAACACGGGAUAUAGCAGUCAAGGCUUCGUCUUCGUUGCUGGUAUGCUUAACGGUGCAUACAGCGUGGGAACCCCUGAUGUUACCUCACAUUUGGCCGAAGAGAUUCCUCAUCCAAGCAGAAACAUUCCGAAAGCCAUAUUGGCCCAGAUGUCUGUCGGAUUCAUUACCGGAUUCCUCUACAUGAUCGCCAUGUUUUAUUCCAUUCAAUCUCUCGAUGAUGUUUUGAACAGUGUUUUCGGUUUUCCUCUUGCCGAGAUCUACCGUCAAGCUACUGGAAGCAGAGGUGGUGCUCUAGGGCUUCUAAUUGUCGCAUUCUUGCCUACGUUGGUCACUUGCAUUGGCUGCUACAUCACCGCCGGUCGCACCCUCUGGACACUGGCUCGAGACAACGCGACACCUUUCCCUGGCUGGAUCGGACACAUCAAUACUCGAUUGCACAAUCCUUUCAAUGCCACGUUGGUAUGUGGCUUCACGAUCACCGUCCUUGCUUGCAUCUACGUCGGCUCGACCACCGCCUUCAACGCUUUCAUCGGAUCUUUCAUUCAGCUUUCUACACUAUCAUACUUCACAGCCAUCUUCCCUCACGUUUUGACUCGUCGAUCUUUGAUUACUCCCGGAUACUUCCACAUGAAGAACUCCGUCGGCUACGUCGUCAACAUCCUGAGCUGCAUCUACAUCGUCGCUUUUAUCGUUAUUUUCUGCUUCCCUGCUUCAAUUCCCACUAACGCUCAGUCGAUGAACUAUGCCAGUCUGAUUACAGGUGGCCUCACUAUUUUUAUUACUAUCUGGUGGUUCGUGCGUCAGCGUGAUUACGUUGGUCCACAGGCCAUUCCACUUACUGAUCGGGCGGUUGCGGAGGAUGCGAAAUGA